CAGCCCUGCUUUUGUUUGGGGUCAGUGACGCGGUUCUGUCCUGGAUAUAAAUGCAGCUCAGUUUGUGUGUUUGGUACCAGAAUCCAGCGGGACAUCAGGAUGAAGCUGAUCGGUUCUCUGACUCUGAUCUGGACCCUCUGUAGAACAGCUGAAGCUCUGAGCUGUUAUAACUGCACAGACCCGAGUUGCGCCAGCCCAGGAAAACAGACAUGCUCCUCAUCGGAGGAGAUGUGCAUAACAGCAUCUAGCCGAGCUUCAGGAGAACAUCUCAUCUAUAAAGGCUGUGAAUCUGCCUCUGUGUGUCUGAGCUCAGGCAAUACGACCUUUUCACUCAGCACAGGUGAGACGACUAUCGUAGCAUCUGUUCUGUGCUGCAACACCAGCGACUGCAACGACCUGACACUGCCUGUCCCUGCUCCUCCAGUGCCAAACUCCCUGCAGUGUUUCUCCUGUAGCCUCAAUGACUGCAGAGAGGCCAUGUGCUCAGGAGAGGAGAGUCAGUGCUUCACAUCAAUCUUGAGUAUGGACGAUCAAGAGUAUCCAUUUCUGGGCUGCAUGACUCGUAACCUGUGUGACGCCGACCUGGGUCGCCUGUUCCAGGAAGACAACGUUCUUUUCAACAUCAGCGGACUGAGCUGCUGUGGAACCAGUUUGUGCAACGACCCACCAGUACCACCAGUGAAACCCACACAGACCAGUGGCGGUUCUGGUGUGAGACUGGAGCUGCUCCAGCUGCUGCUUGGUCUGCUGGUCUGCGCUCUAAUCAAUGACAAAUCAAUGCAAGGCUGGUAAAGUGUAAAUAUUACACUUAAUAUGUUUUGAAUAAGUUUAAUUGUAUAAAACUAUAUAAAACAAAGUUUUAAUUUCUCGUUUGUCUAGUUUUCUCAGCCUUUAAUACCUGAUAAAACAGAUUAAAUGUGUGAUUUUUAA
Messenger RNA from Xiphophorus hellerii (green swordtail), 930 nucleotides. RefSeq names its product urokinase plasminogen activator surface receptor-like. The coding region runs from base 100 to 792 and encodes 230 amino acids. The transcript is spliced from 5 exons. The record is from RefSeq and is a predicted model, not a curated record. Lineage: Eukaryota; Metazoa; Chordata; Actinopteri; Cyprinodontiformes; Poeciliidae.